AUGAAACUUCACAUUGCACUGUCUGUACUCUUCAUCUCCUCAGUGACUGCUCUUCCAAUCGCUGAUGCAAAUAAGCCACCAACAAUUGAUUGCUUCAAAAUUGGUGGUUGUCCUGAGUUUGCUAGUAAGGCUUCAACUUUUAAGCCAACCAAGCAUUUGAAGCGCACUGCCAUGCCUGCUGCACCUUCUAUUGACUGUUACAAAGUUGGUGGUUGUCCUGAGUUUGCUAGUAAGGCUUCGACGUUCAAGCCGAUAAGUUUUGUGAGUGUUACGCCAGCUCCAAUUAUACCCACGACCUACAAGACGUCAACUCAGCCGACAAGUUUUGUGAGUGUUACACCAACACCAAUCAUCCCCACGAUCUUCAAGACAUCGACUGAGCCAACGACCAAAUCAUCUACAGCAAAACCUACUGUCGGUACUUUAAGUGGAUCUAGUUGGUCGUCUGGAAACAAAGGUGGUAAUACUGGCUGGUCAAGUUCAGGGUCGAGUGCAAGCUCUCAUGCAGGAGGAUCUGGGUCAAGAGCAAGCUCUAAGUCUGGGUCUUCUGGGUCUUUUGCUGGCUCUGGUGCUGGAUCUGGAUCUGGCACUAGUUCUGGAUCUGGUUCAAACAAGGGUUCAAACUCUGGAAUUAUUCGCAGAGAUUGUAGAAUGGUUGGUGGAUGCCCUGACAGUAAUAUUGUGGUUUACGAUCCUCCCAAAUCUGGCAAGUAA
Magnusiomyces paraingens is the source of this 714-nucleotide messenger RNA. RefSeq lists its product as uncharacterized. The coding region runs from base 1 to 714 and encodes 237 amino acids. The transcript has a single exon. The record is from RefSeq and is a predicted model, not a curated record. Lineage: Eukaryota; Fungi; Ascomycota; Dipodascomycetes; Dipodascales; Dipodascaceae.